UGAAGUGCAGGAUGCACAGAGCGGGGAGCAGGAUACACACACGGGGUGCAGUGCCGGUUCCCCCCUCAGCUGGGGGCGGCGCGAUGCAGAACCGGAGCGCCUCGUGCUCAGCUGCGGCUCCUUUAAGACCAGCGGGGCCGGCGGGGCGGGGCGGGGCGUGGGGCGUGCGCGGCUCCCGGUGGCGGGGGGCUCCCGGCUCGUGUCCGCCCGUGCCCCGGCCCAUGGCCCGGCCCCCGGCGCCGCCCGGCUCCCCGCGCCUUUUCGGGGCGCUCAGCACCGCGCAGCUCCGCGCCCUGCUGCAGGACGAGCCCCGGCUGCAGCGCGCAGCCCGCCUCAGCAGGAAGUUUCAGAGUCUGCAGCUGGAGCGAGAUAUGUGUUUGGCUUCAAACUGCACCUUGGCCAGGGUGAACCUGUCCCUGCGCCCGCGGCUGGAGGACGGGAAGGCUUCCCUAGCCAUCAAGUACCAGGAGCUGCAGGAAAUACGAGAGGCAUGUUGGGACAAGCAGCAGCGCCUGGAGGCGUACCUGGAGAAGUGGAGCCUGCAGAGCGCCCUAGUCCAGCUCCAAGCCAAGCUCGAUGCCUCUGAGGCAGAGUCGGAGGCACAGAUAGAGCAGUUCCUGGCCCAGGAUGUGCCCCUUGAUUCUUUUCUGGAGUCCUUCUGCCAGAGCCGCACACGCUCCCAUGUCUGCCGGACACAGCUGGAGAAACUGCAGGAGCUGCUGCAGAAGAAUCUGGUGGGCAGGGACCCUACGUGCCCCACGGAGCACCCAGGUGCCCUGGCUAGCCCAGCACCAGCCCGCCUUGCCCCCUUGCGGAGUGGAGUAGCCCCCAAAGCCUUUGAUCUCUCCUAUGGCUUUGUGCCCGCUUUUCUUAUGCCCUCGGAGGCUGUUGUGCCCUUUGCCAUGCCAGCUGCACCUCCCAGACACCAUCUCCCAGCCCUGGGACACCAGCCACCAUCUCCCUGCUCCAAAAUCCCCAGCCCGGGCUCACCCCUGCGCCUCAUUGGACACAUCCGCCUGCUCAGCCCCCAGCCCUUCCGCAGGCAGCAGCGGCCGCAAUACCAAAAGCAGGAGCCUCCACACCGAUAGCAGGGCAGGGACGGGGGAUGUCCCUGCUCCUGGUGCUGUGCCUCCACAGGUGCUGUGCAGGAACACCCUGGCCAGGGAGCACGUGGGGGUGGGUGCACGGUGUAGGCACAGCUCCAAGGGGCUGCAGUGUCUGUUGGGCAGGCACAGGGGUGGGUGCUUGGUGGGGGGUGGGAUGGGGCAGGCGUCAUGACUAGGCAGUGGGUCCUGCUCCUGGGGAGCUGCUGGAGGGGAUGUCUUUGCAUCCACAGCAAGAGGAACAGUGAUAGGAGGUGGGGGCGGGUGGUUUGCAUGGAUGUCAGCAGGCUCAGUCAGGUGGGAGAUAGCAGGGGAGAGGGCCCUGGAGCACUGGGCACCACGUGCUUUCUAAAUAAAGGCUCUUUUCCAUAC
Molecule: messenger RNA, 1475 nt
Organism: Grus americana (Whooping crane)
Lineage: Eukaryota; Metazoa; Chordata; Aves; Gruiformes; Gruidae
Gene: VPS37D
Product: VPS37D subunit of ESCRT-I
Exons: 4
Coding region: 12-1088 (358 amino acids)
Biological process (GO): protein targeting to membrane; ubiquitin-dependent protein catabolic process via the multivesicular body sorting pathway; protein targeting to vacuole
Cellular component (GO): ESCRT I complex
Source: RefSeq, a predicted model, not a curated record